GCUUGGACCGCAUGCAUGACACAACGCAAAGGCGAGAAACCCACCAUCAGCAUCCAGGAGCACAUGGCCAUUGACGUGUGCCCCGGACCCAUCCAGCCCAUCAAGCAGAUCUCCGACUACUUCCCCCGCUACCCUCGGGGCCUGCCGCCCGUCGGGGCGCCGCGCGCCGCCCUCUGCGCUGCCACCGCCCCGGCCGCCGCCUCGGAAAGUGAGGGCAGCCCGGAGCGGGCGUUUGCCGGAGCCUCGGCUUCCAGGAGAGAUGAUGAACCCGACGUGGAGGCGUACGACUCGGACGACUCCACCACGCUGGGAACGCUGGACUUCAGCUUGCUGUAUGACCAGGAGCACAAUGCUCUGCACUGCACCAUUAACAAAGCCAAGGGGCUCAAGCCAAUGGACCACAACGGGCUUUCGGACCCCUACGUCAAGCUGCACCUACUACCCGGUGCCAGUAAGGCCAAUAAACUUCGGACCAAGACCCUGCACAACACGCUCAACCCCGUCUGGAGCGAGACGCUGACCUACUACGGCAUCACCGAUGAGGACAUGGUCCGCAAAACACUCAGGAUUUCCGUGUGUGACGAGGACAAAUUCCGCCACAACGAGUUCAUCGGUGAGACGCGAAUCCCCCUCAAGAAGCUGAAGCCCAAUCAGACCAAGACCUUCAACAACUGCCUGGAAAAGCAGCUACCCGUGAACAAGACGGAGGACAAGUCACUGGAGGAGCGAGGGCGCAUCAUGAUCUCCCUCAAGUACAACACGCUCAAGUCGUGCUUGGUGGUGGGCAUCAUACGCUGUGCCCACCUUGCCGCCAUGGACGCCAACGGCUUCUCAGACCCCUACGUCAAAACGUACCUGAAGCCCGACGAGAACAAAAAGUCCAAGCACAAGACGGCCGUCAAGAAGAAGACGCUCAAUCCCGAGUUCAACGAGGAAUUCUGUUAUGACAUUAAGUACGCGGAUCUUACCAAGAAGACCCUGGAGGUGACCGUGUGGGACUACGACAUCGGCAAGUCCAACGAUUUCAUCGGCGGCGUCUCUCUGGGCAUCAACGCCAACGGGGAGCGACUCAGGCACUGGUUCGACUGCCUCAAGAACAAGGACAAGAAAAUCGAGCGCUGGCACACGCUGACCAACGAGCUACCCGGCUCCCUAAAUGACUGAAUGUCCCUCAUCCCGCCCACAGACCCGACCCCGCCGUCCCAGCACAUGCCUGAAUUCACCUCAACCAUCCUUCCUUCCUCGCUUCCUUUCAUUCGUCCUCCCGUGUCUAAAUGGCACCGACACGGAAUGAGCGCUUUGGUCGCCGCUGGUACAAAAGCAGCAGCAGUGUUCAUUCAUAGCCACGAUACGGAAUUUGGGGGGCAAUUUUUCCACAUUCACCAAAAUGCAUGGCCGGCCGGCAUUUUGCCAACAUUUAUUUCUCUCCCCCCCGGCAGCUAAAUGGUAGGUUGGUCGGUUUGGCUCCAAUGCGUCACGUGAGCAGAAUGUAGAACCCUCGCGCGCUUAGUGGGCUGAGAACGUGCACCUCAGUGCUCGGAUCAUGUCGUGAUUUCGAGGCCCCCCCUUUUGCUUUGUUGGAUUUGAUUUUCACGGGAGCAACAGGCGAGGUCGCGAGGGCCCGGGUGUGACCCUGAUGAGUUGAGGCAGAGAUACACGGAGCGUUUUUUGUGCGUCACUUAUUUAUGAGUCUGAAUGCGCAGCGUGACCUUUUGAGUGCAGAUGCUGCCUUUGCGCAAAGACGUGCAAGACCUGGCAUGGUUUUCGGAUUUUUUUUUUAAUACAAUUUAUUUGGACUCAAUUGUAUUUUAUUUUUGAUGGUAUUUUAUUUUAAAUGUAUAUCAUUUGGCUUAUUUUAUUGUUUUUUUUAAUUCAAAUUUUUGGUUUUAUUUUUAAUAAUUGUAUUUAUCAUUUAUUAUUUAAUUUGUUUUAAAUUUAUUUAAAGACAACUAUAUUUUAUUGUGUUGAUUUCCCCAGUUAAGUUGUUGUUUUUCAGUUGUAAUUGUAUUUUAAUGUAACUGUUUUAUGUAGAUUAACUGCAUAUUUUACAUAAUUUGUUUAUUUCAAGUAAUUUAUUUUUAGCUGCUGGUUUUAUGUUGAAAUCCAGUUUGACUCCCAUUUUAAGUUAUGAACUUAUUGAACCUUUCCGAAGCCUACGCUAUUGUUGGCAAACUGUUUUACAUGAUUUUGAUGACUAUUAUUUGUGCCCCCCCCCCCCCCCCGCUGUUCUAUAUUGAUCCCAAUAAUCACCUUCUCCUUCAAUAAGCGACAGCCUGACCGACAUUUACCGACUUAAAGCAACGAUGUGAUUUUGCAAGCAGUCUGCCUUUGUAUGCAAGCUCGAUAUUCUGAAAAAGAAAACCAAAAAAAAAAAAAAAAAAAAAUGCAUGCGUCAGGUCCUUGUUUUUGUCAUGAGAUAACCUAAUGUUUGAUACUGUUUUCUGUAUUUGCAAAAAACAAACAAACCAAAAAAAAAGUUCAAAUUGAAUGCGCAAAUGAUGACAAUGCUUUCUUCUGGACUCCAUUUUGUACCCGUUUGGCUGCCGUGUGUGACUUUGAUGUGAAUUUUGUUGGUUUGUCUGAAUGUUUGUAUGAGUUAUGAUGUUAACGCAUUAUGUCAAAUUAUAUUUUGAUCACACUAAAAAAAAAAAAAAAAAAGAUUAAAGUGGUUCCGUUUGCACCAAAGACCUAU
Syngnathus typhle (broad-nosed pipefish) is the source of this 2692-nucleotide messenger RNA. It is a transcript of the gene doc2b, whose product is annotated as double C2-like domains, beta. The record is from RefSeq and is a predicted model, not a curated record. The coding region runs from base 16 to 1164 and encodes 382 amino acids. Gene Ontology annotation, cellular component: membrane. NCBI's taxonomy places the organism in Eukaryota, Metazoa, Chordata, Actinopteri, Syngnathiformes, Syngnathidae. The transcript is spliced from 9 exons.